UCGCCAGUGCUUGCAUUUGCGGGGGGAGUGCUCGCUGGUGCAGGCUCGGCCUCCUUGUGGCACAGGCGAACAAGCACAGGAGUACUUCUUAUCAAAGUAUUCCCGCACAAGCGCAGUUGCGUGGCGUUCGCGAGCAUGUCCGAAUGUUGCGGAACCCUUGAGAGCGGACGGCCACGGAGUCUGGGUGCUCGAAGCUUUAUAUUUAACGGUUUACUUUUCUCACAUAAGUUAUCACCUGCCCUGCUCACGGCAGCAACACACAAAUAAAAGCGACGCGUGCACGAGGCGAACAUAGGGCCCAUAAAUGAUGACGACGAUAACAUGCGUAAUGGAUGUAUCUAGUCGCCGCCUUUGUUAAAUGGGUUGAAGUGGACUGCUGGACUACCUUCAGUGCUUCAGAGAGGAAGUGGCUUUCACCUAGCGGCACGCGGCGCAAUUACGGCUGUAGUUUGUGGCCUCUGUGAUUGGUGUAAGUGAUGUCGAUCUUAAAGGCGUUACAGCUUGUAAUUCACUUACAUUUCGUGUAUCGUUUUAUAUUCGGCACGUAAUCGCCGAAGUCAACUAUACCGUGCCGCGAAUAUCUUUCAUUCAAAACCUGCUUCCAGUCAGGAGCUAAAAUCACUAACAUAUUUUCAACUCUGCUAUCCGUGCAAUCCCAUCGCUCGCAUCCACCGCAUCCUGUGCUACAUGCUGCAGCAAACUGCACGCACAGGCACAGCUUCUUCCCGCAUCUCUAACGUUGAGAGGUUUCUUCCAUCUGUCAUAUUGGUUACAUGCGCAGAAAUUCAAGUUUCUUGCCAUGUAAACUCCUGUUUGCAUGAUAUUGUAGUCUAUCGACUGCUGUGCGAUCACUUCGUUCGGUGGGUUCGGUACUCUCCUCCUCUUGCUGGAGGACGAAGCAUCCAUCAUCUUUCAAAUGAUGUGACUGUCCGGCAUCGUUCGUGACCACUGCCGUUAAAGGUGGAAAACUGCAGUUCGUGUGAGUUCAUCGUCAGCCGUGUCAGGCAUCUGUGGCUCUCUGAUCGCGGUCGAAGCUGAAACUGGUGUUCAGCUCACCGAACCUGCACCAUGGCUGGUGUUGGAGAGGACACUCCCAGCAACAUGACAACGAGCGAAACGGAUGCAGCUGCUAGCCAGACGGGCCAGAGCAAAUCAUUUGGGACCUGCUGUGACCAGCAUGCUGUUGAGAGCCCUGCAAAUGCUUCACCACCAAUGAACCGCCGAGGCAGUGAUGCCUCGCAGUGUCUUACAACCAACGGUGUGCGAGCACGUGGUGACGAUUCACUGGCACCUAUUGGAUCAAACAGUGGCCAAGUCCUGUUCAACUGGCAAGCUUCGAAAAGCACCGUGCAGGAGCGGCUGUCUUUUCUCUUCAACAAGGAAAUCCUCAGCGACGUACGUUUCCUGGUUGGCCGGGGUGCACAGCAGCAACGGUUGCCCGCUCACAAGUUUGUACUGUCUGUGGGAAGUGCCGUCUUUGACGCAAUGUUUAAUGGGGCCCUGGCGACAAAUGCAGAAGAGGUGGAGCUUCCCGACGUGGAACCUGCUGCUUUCCUGGCCCUACUCAAGUUCUUGUACUCCGACCAAGUACAGAUUGGUGCUGAGACCGUCAUGACCACCCUCUACACAGCAAAGAAAUAUGCAGUGCCUGCUCUGGAGAAGGCUUGUGUCGACUUCCUACAGCGACAGCUGAGUAGUGACAACGCCUUUCUGCUUCUAGCACAGGCACGGCUAUUUGAUGAGCCUCAGCUGGCAGCACUCUGUCUCGACACUAUCGACAAGUGCACAGCAGAAGCCCUUGCAGCAGAAGGCUUUGUGGACAUUGACCGGGACACCCUGUGCGCUGUGCUUGAGCGAGAUACGCUCCGUAUCCGGGAGGUGAAACUGUUUGCUGCUUCUGUGCGCUGGGCGGAGGCGGAGUGUGUGCGCACAGGACGGCCUGUCACUGCGGACAACAAGCGUGCUGCUCUCGGACGGGCACUGUUUCUAGUGCGCUUCCCACUCAUGAGCAUCGAGGAGUUUGCGUUAGGGCCUGCACAGAGUGGCUUGCUGACGGACAGGGAGCUAGUCUCCCUGUUUCUGCACCUUACGGUGAACCCAAAACCACCCGUUGCAUUUCCGGACAGCCCUCGCUGCUGCAUCUUGGGAAAAGAACAGGUGGUGGCACGGUUUCAGCAGACUGAGAGCCGUUGGGGCUACUCUGGAACAUCUGACCGUAUACGGUUUGCAGUGGACAGGAAGAUCUUUGUGCUUGGCUAUGGUUUAUAUGGGUCUAUUCAUGGCCCUUCGGACUAUGAUGUCAACAUUCAGCUUGUUCAGACAGGCUCUGGCCAAGUGCUUGGCUCACAUGACACAAGCUUUAAUAGCGAUGGAUCAUCAACCAGAUUUCGUGUGCUCUUCAAGAGCCCAGUGGAAGUGGCUCCUAAUGUCAACUACACAGCUUGUGCCACGCUCAAGGGACCAGACUCUCAUUACGGAACAAAGGGCUUGCGUAAGGUAACACUCGACUGCCCUCGUGGGAGCAAGGUUACGUUCCAGUUCACCUAUGCUGCUGGAAACAACAAUGGCACCUCUGUUGAAGAUGGUCAGAUUCCAGAGAUCAUCUUCUUCACAUAGUGCAUCUGACAGGAAUUCCAGUACUGUACCGGUGCAUUUAAGACAGACUGCAAAGCAGCGCUGUAAUUUAAUCUGUUCCCGAGGACUACAAUCGGGGAAACUGUGUGAAAGCCUCAGCAUUACCCCGAGCCAAAGGUGCGGAUACCUUGGUUGUGGUAGGAAUGAUCUGCAUAUGUAGCAUUGGAACUACUUACCUUUUGUCAAUUUAUGCGAGUGAGCUUUGAUGUUGAUUUAUUGCCAUUAGUGGUCAUUAGUGCCCUUACCAUGGAAUGACAUUGCUUUCCACCUCUCAAGAGUUGUGUACAAGCAGUGUAGAACAUCAAGCAUUCCCAGAAUGCCUACUGGUAAAAGUGUGUGAAUGCUGGUUUUCGAAAGCGAAUCAAAUGCAAUAGUUAUGGUACCAAGUUGGAUAUAACUUAAUAUUAUUGCAUACUUUUCAAUUAUGUUGAAAUAUCUUUCAAAUAGAGAACAUAUUUGUACUGGUCUUUAAACUCAAUGUCCUCAAAGCACCCUGACCCCCCCCUUUACUCUAUUUUAAGAUGGACCUCGUUAGCUAUGAAAUCUACCAGGUCACAGGCUACCUUGCUAUUUUCUAUGCUUGCUAAACACAAGUAAGGUUUCAGGUAUUUGAUAGCAUACGUGUAGAUGUGGAAAUGUUUAAGUGAAUGAUGAAAAAGCUUUGAGCAACAAUUUAGUUUUUGACUGCAAUGUUACUACACUAGUGGUUAAUAAACAGCAUUAUGUAAUUCUGAAUAUGAAUGAGGACCUCAUCAGCAUACAAGGUUCUUUAACACAAAAUGCUUUUGCAUGUUCUCACUAUUUUUAUCAACAUGAAAUAUACAUGACCAAAUUUUUCUUUUGAGAAGCAAGUGAAGUUAAUAGUAUUUAUUAUGUUUUGAAAGAUUUUAAAUAUUUGCACACCCCUACCUCUAGGCGUUGUAUAGACGUGGGAAAUCAGUGCUGGCAGGUGUUGCUGUGCAUGUAUAUGUAAAUGCUGUUUCACUCUGUGCAGUUGUAAUUACAUUAAUGUUCAUGGAGUUGUUGAUGGAAGAACUUGGACAGUACUACCACGGCCGCUGGAUAAAAAAAAAUGGUGUGGCCUGCCGUGUCGAGCGCACUGCAAUGGGAGCGAAUGUGACAACCAUAGUUGCAUUGUCGGCCGCUUGGCCGGGCCGAAUGGCGCUAGCUAUCGGUGAGAAAAUGCGACGACAUUCCAAGCGCGUUCCUGACACAUUUUCUAUGCCGAUGCCAAACAACAGCCCCUGAUGUGUGGCGCCGUGGCGGAUCACACCGUUUUCGAUGCACGUGGCAGGCCGCACCUUUUCUUUUUUAUCCAGCGGCCGUGGUACUACUGACCAAGCCAUCUCAAUAGACCGUUGUGCUGCUAUGUGCUAUGAGUGAAUCUCUAAAUGUGGUUUUGAAAAGUCUUGCCACAAUGUUAUUAUCAGGAGCACUACGACCUGGACAGUCAGGUGUCUGAUUUUAUUUAUUUGAGUUAUGUUGUGAAACCGAAUUUCACGCACUUGGAUGGCUGUAAUUCUGCGUGGAACAUGGCACAUGGACCAGUGCGCAUUGUGCAGCAUUAGCACUCGGGCACAUGCUUCCCAGUAAAACCUUAUUACACUACAUGUAUGAGUUGCUCACUUGUAUAUUGUUUAUCUAGUCUCCUGUACCUAUUGCAGGGCUUUCCCUUCUUUGUUUUCAAAAAAAAAAAAAAAAAGAAAUCUGCAAUUGCAAGUUGCUUGUUUCUUGAAAUGUACACUAUAUAUACUUUAUUAAACUGACCCCUACACUGUA
Dermacentor silvarum is the source of this 4413-nucleotide messenger RNA. RefSeq names its product BTB/POZ domain-containing protein 1. Gene Ontology annotation, biological process: neurogenesis. The coding region runs from base 1069 to 2616 and encodes 515 amino acids. The transcript is spliced from 6 exons. Lineage: Eukaryota; Metazoa; Arthropoda; Arachnida; Ixodida; Ixodidae. Gene Ontology annotation, cellular component: cytosol; P-body. The record is from RefSeq and is a predicted model, not a curated record. Gene Ontology annotation, molecular function: protein binding.